Molecule: messenger RNA, 8336 nt
Organism: Mauremys reevesii (Reeves's turtle)
Lineage: Eukaryota; Metazoa; Chordata; Testudines; Geoemydidae
Gene: DENND5A
Product: DENN domain containing 5A
Exons: 25
Coding region: 175-4245 (1356 amino acids)
Molecular function (GO): guanyl-nucleotide exchange factor activity; small GTPase binding
Source: RefSeq, a predicted model, not a curated record
CCCCCCCUCAGGAACAGCUGGGGGCCGUACCCACAAUGCCGUGCGGCACUGCCCGCUCCGCUCCGUCAUGGAGGCAGCGGCAGCCGCCGCCACAGCUGGCACAGCUGGAGCAGCCCCGGCGCUGGCCGCCUUCCCGCGGGCGCGCUGAGCCCCCCGCACCCCUCGGGCUCCAGCAUGAGCGGAGGCGGCUCCUCGGCACCCGGCCGCUUCGCCGACUACUUCGUGAUCUGCGGGCUGGACACCGAGACCGGGCUGGAGCCGGACGAGCUCUCGGCACUAUGCCAGUAUAUACAGGCCUCUAAAACCCGAGAUGGUGCCGGCUGUUUCAUUGCAAGUGCAGUAGAAGGUGAAAAUUUUGAACAGACUCCAUUAAGACGCACAUUUAAGUCUAAAGUUCUUGCUCGUUAUCCUGAGAAUGUAGAAUGGAAUCCUUUUGACCAGGAUGCAGUGGGAAUGCUGUGUAUGCCUAAAGGGCUUGCUUUCAAGACCCAAACUGAUUCCAGAGACCCUCAGUUCCAUUCGUUUAUAAUCACCCGUGAAGAUGGCUCGCGGACAUUUGGGUUUUCUCUCACAUUUUAUGAGGAAGUUACCAGCAAGCAAAUCUGUAGUGCAAUGCAGACAUUAUAUCAUAUGCACAAUGCUGAAUAUGACAUUCUGCAUAUUCCACCCAUAAAUGACAAAGAGAGCUGUAGCAGCAUAGAAGACUGUAAUGGAACUUCUGUAUCAAAGCUACAGCGUUUUAACUCGUAUGAUAUUAGCAGAGACACACUGUAUGUGUCUAAGUGCAUUUGUCUGAUUACCCCAAUGUCUUUCAUGAAGGCUUGUAAGAAAGUACUAGAGCAACUUCACCAAGCUGUAACUUCUCCUCAGCCACCACCGUUACCUUUGGAAAGUUACAUCUACAAUAUUCUCUAUGAGGUUCCUCUUCCUCCAGCAGGGAGAUCCUUAAAAUUUUCAGGUGUUUAUGGACCAAUUAUCUGCCAGAGACCAAGCACCAGUGAACUGCCAUUAUUUGACUUUCCAGUUAAAGAAGUUUUUGAAUUACUCGGAGUUGAAAAUGUGGUUCAGCUCUUUACUUGUGCUCUUCUGGAAUUUCAGAUACUGCUUUAUUCACAGCAUUACCAGAGAUUGAUGACUGUGGCAGAGACCAUCACAGCACUAAUGUUUCCAUUCCAGUGGCAGCACGUAUAUGUUCCCAUCCUGCCAGCCUCUCUCCUUCAUUUCCUAGAUGCCCCUGUCCCUUAUUUAAUGGGCUUGCACUCCAAUGGACUGGAUGACAGGUCUAAGCUGGAAUUGCCUCAAGAGGCUAACCUGUGCUUUGUGGAUGUAGACAACCAUUUCAUUGAGCUUCCAGAGGAUUUGCCCCAAUUCCCGAAUAAACUCGAAUUCAUUCAGGAAAUCUCUGAGAUCCUAAUGGCAUUUGGAAUUCCACCUGAGGGAAACCUGCACUGUAGUGAAAGCGCCUCAAAGAUGAAAAACCUCCGAGCAUGUGACAUAGUUUCUGAUAAAAGAAAUGGGAACAUAGCAGGAUCACCUUUAAAUUCAUAUGAACUGCUAAAGGAAAAUGAGACCAUAGCAAGGCUUCAAGCACUUGUUAAAAGAACAGGUGUGAGCCUAGAAAAGCUGGAAGUGCGAGAGGAGACCAGUAGCAACAAGGAUCUCAAAGUUCAAUGCGACGAAGAAGAGUUCCGGGUUUACCAGCUGAACAUUCAAAUCCGUGAAGUUUUUGCCAACCGUUUUACGCAGAUGUUCGCAGACUAUGAAGUAUUUGUCAUUCAGCCGAGUCAGGACAAGGAGUCUUGGUUUACCAACAGGGAGCAGAUGCAGAAUUUUGAUAAAGCAUCUUUCUUGUCAGACCAGCCUGAACCUUACUUGCCUUUUCUCUCAAGAUUUCUGGAGACACAGAUGUUUGCGUCUUUUAUUGACAAUAAGAUUAUGUGCCAUGACGAAGAUGACAAAGACCCAGUUUUGAGAGUGUUCGAUUCUAGAGUAGAUAAAAUUAGACUGUUAAAUGUUAGGACACCAACUCUGCGCACAUCUAUGUAUCAAAAGUGCACUACCAUUGAUGAGGCAGAGAAAGCUAUUGAAUUAAGGCUUGUAAAAAUAGAUCACACUGCGGUCCACCCACACUUACUAGAUAUGAAGAUUGGACAAGGGAAGUAUGAACUUGGGUUUUUCCCCAAGCUUCAGUCUGACGUACUCUCCAUAGGACCAGCAAGCAACAAAUGGACAAAGAGAAACGCACCGGCACAGUGGAGGCGGAAAGACAGACAAAAACAACACACAGAGCACCUGCGUCUUGACAAUGAUCAGAGAGAGCAUCUGGAUUUUUCCUUGCCAGAGCUUCAUUUGCAAUCAUAUUUAGACUGGGACCAGCAUGAUUGGCCUUUCAGACCCUGUAUAAAAUCUGUGUCAGAGCUUUACCUGAAGUAUAUCCAAGAAGCCAGGAAUCUGGGCAGCACCAUUCGUCAGCCUAAGCUGUCUAACCUCUCUCCAUCGGUAAUUGCACAAACAAACUGGAAAUUUGUUGAAGGCUUACUGAAGGAAUGCCGAAAUAAGACCAAGAGGAUGCUGGUUGAAAAAAUGGGCCGAGAAGCUGUGGAACUAGGUCAUGGUGAGGUGAACAUCACAGGUGUAGAAGAGAAUACGUUAAUAGCCAGUCUUUGUGAUCUCUUAGAAAGGAUAUGGAGUCAUGGUCUUCAGGUCAAACAGGAUAGAAGCUGUACUACUUUCAUCCUAGAAGACAGAGCAUCAGUAUACUCUGCUUCAACUCAGAUUUGGGCCUUUCAGACAACCAGGCGGCCAACCCCACAUAAGGGAAAAUCUGCUUUGUGGUCUCACUUAUUACAUUACCAAGAAAAUAGGCAGAGAAAGCCCACGUCAGGUAGCUUCAGUACCUCAGGAGUACUUCUCGAUUCAGAAAGGAGGAAGUCAGAUGCCAGCCCAGCCAUGUCACCGCUGAGAAUCUCUCUCAUUCAGGAUAUGAGGCAUAUCCAGAAUAUUGGUGAGAUCAAAACAGACGUUGGCAAGGCAAGGGCCUGGGUUCGACUGUCCAUGGAAAAGAAGUUACUUUCCAGGCAUCUAAAGCAGCUUCUUUCAGAUCUUGAACUUACAAAAAAACUCUACAAGCGUUAUGCCUUUCUCCGCUGUGAUGAUGAGAAAGAACAGUUCCUCUAUCAUCUCCUGUCAUUUAAUGCUGUCGAUUACUUUUGCUUUACCAAUGUUUUCACAACAAUCUUGAUCCCAUACCAUAUAUUGAUUGUUCCUAGCAAGAAACUUGGUGGCUCAAUGUUCACUGCCAACCCUUGGAUCUGUAUCUCAGGAGAGUUGAGUGAAACAGGAGUCCUACAGAUUCCCAGGAAUAUAUUGGAGAUGACAUUUGAGUGCCAGAACCUGGGAAAACUUACCACAGUACAAAUAGGACAUGAUAAUUCAGGCCUGUACGCCAAGUGGCUAGUGGAAUAUGUUAUGGUCAGAAACGAAAUAACAGGGCAUACUUACAAGUUUCCAUGUGGGAGGUGGCUUGGAAAGGGGAUGGAUGACGGCAGUUUAGAGAGGAUCCUGGUGGGAGAGUUACUAACGUCACAUACCGAGGCAGAUGAAAGGCAGUGCAGAACCCCACCACUGCAGCAGUCACCAAGUAUGAUCAGAAGAUUUGUCACGAUAUCGCCAAAUAACAAACCAAAGUUAAACACAGGUCAGAUACAGGAAGCUAUUGGUGAAGCAGUGAAUGGCAUUGUCAAGCAUUUCCACAAACCGGAAAAGGAGAGAGGCAGUCUCACUCUGUUGCUGUGUGGAGAAAGUGGACUCGUUUCAGCUCUUGAGCAGGUGUUUCAGCAUGGAUUUAAAUCACCCAGGCUCUUCAAAAAUGUCUUUAUUUGGGACUUUCUAGAAAAAGCACAAACACAUUAUGAGACCCUUGAUCAGAACGAAAUAGUCCCAGAGGAGAACUGGCAGACUAGAGCCAGGAGUUUUUGUCGCUUUGUCACUGCUAUCAACAACACUCCUAGAAACAUUGGGAAGGAUGGCAAGUUUCAGAUGCUGGUGUGCCUUGGAGCCAGAGACCACCUCUUACACCAUUGGAUCGCCUUGCUUGCAGACUGUCCAAUCACAGCACAGAUGUACGAGGAUAUAGCAUUGAUUAAGGAUCAUACCCUUGUUAAUUCCUUGAUUCGAGUGUUACAGACCUUGCAGGAGUUCAACAUUACACUGGAGGCUUCCCUCGUCAAAGGAAUAGACAUCUGAUCUGUCUCACCGCAGACACUAAAAAAAAAAAGCAACAAGGAACAAAUGUUAUUAGUAUGCAAAGGUUCUUUCUGCUAAUACGUCAUAUUGCGAACUUGUUCAUGGCCACAAAACACAACUUUGACUUUUCUUGAAGGAAACUCGAAAAAUAGUGCAGAAAAAUAGACAGAAGCUGUAAACUCAAUGUUAAAAGUAAAAAAAAAAAAAAAAAAAAGGAGGAUUUUUGGUAUAAAUCUAUUUUAGAGUUUAUUUGCUGAUUUGCUUUUUACACACUUUCAUGUGAAAGAGAGAGAGAUGACUAUUUGUGCAGCUUAUUUUAAAGCUGCAGUAUUUCCUUGCCAUAGACAAUGUGCAGUGAGCCUUUCAGCAUUCUCUGAAUUUGCCUUCAGAUGUGCUGUAUGUUGUAAGCCCUAAUGUACACACUCCAUUUCUGCUAAGAAGGUCAUUCUAGAGUUUUUAAACUAAUAUUUUAUAUAUUAACAUUAUUACCAAUGUUUGAUUUUUUUCUUUAAACUAAACUGGGUCACUGCUGUGCUGCAAGGGAAACGACAAAUUCUGGUGUGAGCUUUUUUAAUAGCCUCAGAGCACUGAUUUGUCAGCAAAUCACUUUUUCUUUAUUUUUGUUAUCAGUAUUACGUUUAGUGGGUUCCAGGAGACAGAACCAUGCAAAUGGACAGAGAUGAAAGUAAUAUUUUUCAUAUUGGUACAUAAUUGCACAGAAGAAACUGUAAGUGUGUUGUAUUUUUAACUGAUGUUUUUAUUUAUUUAACCUAUUAUUGUGUUUUUGUAAGAUUUUGUUUUUUAAAAAACAAUAUAACUUGCUAUAUUAUGUUUGCAGUUCAAAAUUUACAGUUCAGUCCACUUAAAUGAAAAGCCUGGAUAAGAGUGUAUCUGCUAGCAAAUAUGUUUUAGUGUGCACCUGCCUUUCAAAUUAGAAUUUAUCUUGGUGUGGAACACCCUUAAAUUGUUAAUGGCUAAAGAAAUAACUCCCUAACCCCUGUGCUUUGAUUUAUAUUCUAAUGCAAAGGGGACAAUAGCUAAGUAGAGGUAAGUGCCACAGUGAAGUAAUGAUGCCACUCAUAAACCUAAUUCCAAGUUUCCAUUUCAAAACUUUGUGGUGAUCUCACGUGACGAGCAUAGACUGUACGUAGGAUUUACUGUUGAAAUACCAAGCUCUCUUAUGUGCUAACUUUGCAAGCUGCUGGAUUCUGGAAUGCUUUUGUAUCUUAAGUAAAAAGGCUUUAGCCCAUGCUCAUAAAUUAUAACAUUCAGACUGCUUGGAUUUUGUUGAAAUACAGAGCAUGGGAUUUGGUGAGUGCAUAGAGGCAACUCUGUUCAUUUUAGUUCUCCGAUAAAAUCCCUUUGAAAUGCAGACCUGAUUUGAGAGACAAACCUGGUCAGCAUAAUGAAUUGCCGUUAAGUACUUCUGGGCUCUGUAAUUAAGUGGUCUCCACUGUAUAAACUUCACAGCAAUAUCUCCCUUACUAUAAGGAACAGAAGGUUGUUCUUGGUUGUCAAUCCGUAAAAUAUUGUGACACCUUUUUCUUUAUUCUCUUCAUUGUAGUGACAUCUUGUGAUAGCUUUAUUUCCGUAAUUUAAAGGUAUAGCACAUGUAUUAAAUUUUUGACUAUUUUUACUUUUGUCCUAUUUAUUUCAUUAUUAAAUGGAGAAGUUUCUUUGUCACUCUUAUAUUUUCUUUUAUCCGAACGAGGUCCUGCCUUCAAUGCCUAUUAGCGUUGGAAAAAUGAGUGAGGAGUGUCAAGAUCACAUGCACAAUCUCUUCACGCUGGAUAGAUGUACUUUCACAGUUUGGAGUUCACAUCAUUGUUCAUGGAGUGAUUUUUCCCUGUUAAUUUUGGAAGGAAAAGGAUUAGAAUGCAGUGUAUAUGUGCUUAAAGAAUAACUUACUCAAUCUGAACAAUGUAACAGAGAGAAGCCUUCCACUCACCACUAAACCCCACAUUUAAUCAAAUAUCUUACUAUUUUUCAUUCAACAGUCCAGAUUGCAGUAGUCUUGUAUAUUUUACAGUGGGUACGUCUACAUUGGGAAAAGAAAUUGGGGUUAAUUAACAUUAUUUAGCUGACCCUUACCUGACUUCAAACUUAGUUGGCCAAGGUAGACCCUCAGGCAGAAAAAGUAUUAGGUCAGUGUUAGCCAAAAUGUGUUGGCUAAUCUCAACUUCUUUUCCUGACAUAGAAUUAGACAUUUGUUUUUUUACUUCAUUGUUCAUGGUAAAUGGUUUGAGAUGCCCACUUGCAGGUUGCAAGGACACAAGUGAAGGGUCUCUGACCCCUGAGUGGCAGUUGCUUUGGAUAACACGUCAGGAAGAUAAAGUUGUUUUUCUUUAGAUCAUGUUACUUCCCCAUGAGCUAGUGACUGUUCAGACAUGGAGGGAGAUGGCAGAGCAUAAUCUAAAUCCUGUUUUUUCACCUACAGUACUAUGUCAUGAUGAGCCAUUCCUGUCACCUUUCACAGACAAGGAGCUCCAUCUGGGUCCCAUUGAAAUCCAAGGCAGUUUUGCCAGGGACUUCAGUGGAAUAAAUCUUUACAGGCCUGGAAGGGCCAUAAGAGGCUUCAAGUGCAGCUGCACCAGUGUGGUUUUGUUGGGCACAGAGGGAAUGGUGGAGGAGUGUGUUAUGCAUCUUAGCUCUGUGGCAAUCUUUGUAAGCAGGCCAACACAUGAGGGAUUAAGGAGUAGGGUUUGGUUAGAGGCUACAAAGGCAGUUCUCUGGAUCAAAGCCUACUGGUAGGGGCUACAGUACUGCAACCCUAAGCUAGCAACCAUGCUCAUCACAACUCUUUUUGUAGUUUGUCUUGUAGUUCCUGUUUCACACAGUCUGCUUGCUUGAACUAUAUAGAUCAGGAGUCAGCACAAAGGAAACGGGAUUGGGCCCAAAGUUUGCCGCUUCCAUAGCUGUCACUUCUGACUGGCAGAAUCAAAUGCAACAGUUCCAUGCAACUUCCUUCCAUGAGUUGCCUCUGCUAACACUGUAGGGAAAGAAUCAUGGUUACUGAAUCAGAGUAUUCCAUAUGACAUUAGAAGGUGCGACCUAAUGUGCCACUAGACUGUGAAAAGGCAGAAUUAUUUUACAAAAUUCUAAGAUGCUGUUCCAGAAUGAGAAAUGUACUGAUUUACUACAGCUACUGGGACAAGAAUGCUGGUUGCCAACCUGAGCACUGAUUGGGUAAUGCUGUUACUGUACACAUUUACUAUAGGCUUUGAAAAAUUUAUGGCCAAAAAAAGUGCCUAUUAUAGUAAACUGAAGUUAAAAGUGCUGUUUUCUUUGAGAUAUGAGAGAAAACAAUGGACAAAAAUAUCACCUCUUAAAUUUCCUUUAUGUAUUAAUCCCAGCAUAUUCAAUACUAUGAGACUGGUACACACUCACAGCAAAUAGCCAAGGCUGUUUUUGUUGUUUCACAUUUAAGGUAAUACUUUGGAGGUAAUGGUUUGUUUUAAAUUUUGGGAUUUAAAAUUAAUAUAUACAGGGAUCUUCAUCUUUUUAUCAUGUUCUGUAGCUGAAAGAAUAUUGUUCAAGAACUGAAAAACAUUCUUCCACCAUUUCCAUAGUGAAGAGUAUUUUUAAAUUUUAAGAAUUGUAUAUCUGGGACCUAAUAGUUAAAAGCUCCAUAUAUUUUGGUGUGGUAUUGAAUUUAUGCCUAUAUAAAGGCUUUGCUUCUGCAGUGAAGCUCUCAGCAAGAGUUAACUGUCAUUCUGUAUAAAGAGAAAAGAUUUUUGUCACAAUAGUGCAAGAUACUGUAGGAUACUUGAAAAUACUUGAAGUUAUUGUACAUGUACUUCUCAUCUUUGUAGUUCUUUUCCUUUUAUAUCUAGAGACUGGCUGUUACUCCAUUAAGAUGCAGCAUCAAUUACAGUAAAUUAUAUAUUUUAAUACGUGGAGAAUUUACUGGCAUUUUUUAAGAGUGGGCAUUGAAAUUUACAUUAUGAUGAUUGAGAGCAGGAAACCCAGGUACUGUACUCCUUUUUUGUAACCCUUGGGACAGUCAAGCAUCACUGUAACUUGGAAAUAUGAAACUGUUUUGCGGAUGUAGCUUAUUUGCUGAAUUGCAAUAAAACUACCUUCUAACAUGA